GAAACUCGCAGGGGGACCACAAAAACUUGUAAUCUCAAACUGUGAAAUGCAUGUAUUACUAAAUUGUCAAAUUCUUGUAUACAAGUGUGCUUUUUUCUUUUUGAAAGUUUCUAUCAUAUAACAAUUACCAUGGCGCACAUUUGGGAUACUUUUGAGGUGAAGUUUUGCAGCACACCAACAAAACUUAACCCUACAUGCCCAUUUACAGAGUCACCCGAUCAGGUCAAUACGAAAGCUUGGCCCGGCGUGACCUGGAAAACAGACCCUUAGGACUUAUCAACCUCGCGAUCUGUGUCUUUUAUCUGGUGUUCCCGUGUUCAGACAAGCGUUUACUGUAGUUUAUCGUUUCUGCUAAGUCUUCAGACCCUUCUAGGAUGUCGUCACCUUCCGAGGAGGAUAACGCUCGUCGACGAAGCGCUUUGAUCGGCAACAAGUUUACCUACAGCCGACUGUCUAGCCCUAACUUAGCAGAAGUGAGGCCCUAUUACAAUGUCGUGGUGAUCGGGUCAGGGUACGGGGGUUCCAUCGCUGCAAGCCGCGCUGCAAGGGCUGGCGUGUCCGUCUGCGUUCUGGAGCGGGGUAAGGAGCUUCAGCCAGGAGAGUACCCGGAUACUCUAUCAGAGGCCUCCAAGGAGACGCAAGUCGAGAUCAACACAGGGAACUCAGCUCUGGACGGCAAGCACGGCGAUCCAACUGACCUUGUAGAUGUAAUCAUAAACAAGGAAGUAUCAGUUGUGCAAGGUUGUGGACUAGGCGGCGGUUCUCUCAUCAACGCCAAUGUGGGCUUGGAUUGUGACCCCAGAGUCUUUGAGGACAAGACCUGGCCAAAGGCAUUUCGUGACGACCUGGAGGCUCUCAAUGGCGUUGACAGGGAACAUGCUUGGCAGAUGCUCAAGCCUACUCCUUACCCCCAUAACUACCCUCAACUCCCUAAGAUGGGUCAGCUGGAGAAGGCCGCCAAGGCAAUAGCGAAGGAAGUGUAUGACAUCGAGGACCUGGAUAAGGUUUUCUACAGGCCGCCAUUGUACGUCAACUUUGAAGAAACGGACUCGAACCAUGUGGGAGUGCCACAGGCGGCGUGUAACGGCUGCGGGAACUGCUGCUCCGGAUGUAACUACGGCGCCAAGAACACGCUCAUCAUGAACUAUCUGCCUGAUGCGAGGAACCACGGAGCAGAGAUCUUCACUCUUGUGGAAGUGAAAGCCGUGGAGAAAUGUAAAGAAGGAUGGCGUGUCGUGUACGUCUCCCACAUACAGAACGGAUUCCAGGAACAAGAAAGGUUCAUUCACGCCGAUAUCGUCAUUCUCGGCGCAGGCGCUCUGGGCUCCACGAAGAUUUUGCACAAUUCAAGGAAAAGGGGCCUGGACCUGUCGGACCAGUUAGGAGAACACUUCAGCACGAAUGGUGACACCAUCAGUUUCAGUUAUAACGGACGGGAGGAGGCUCGUGGUGUCGGACUGCCGCCGGACUUCGAUAAACUCAAGUCUGCUGGACCCAGCAUCAGCGGCAUCAUAGACCUACGGCUUCCAGAAAGAGACCUAAGCCAGGGUUACGUCAUUGAAGAUGGUACUCCCCCUCACGUCACCAAGUUGGGGUACUCUAUCCUGAUGGCGGUUGAGAGCAGCCUUAGUGGCGUCGACAACUUCCCGGAGAAAAGCCUUUGGGACGGCAUUGCCAAGGAUCUGCAGCCUGACAAAAUGUCACGUACCCUCAGCAUGUUAACCAUGAGCCAGGAUAAAGCCAAAGGACGACUGGUCUUAGACAAAAAGGGGUCAAUCGUCAUGGAGUAUCCUAACAUUGGGGAGGAGAAAAACUUUGAUUUGGUCAAUGAGGGACAUCAGGUGGCGGCUAAGAGUCUGGAAAGUACGUUCAUACCAAAUCCUGUGUGGGGAGGGAUCAUGGCCAGGUCCAGGGAUGUCAAGUCUCUCAUCACUGUACAUCCGCUAGGAGGCUGUGCUAUGGGAGAGACAAGCAAAACUGGGGUGGUCAACCACAAAGGACAGGUGAUGUUUAACUUCAGAGAUAUAUACUAUAAGCCUAUUGAUGUCACAGAAAUCACGGAGUUAAAACCUGGUUUCCGCUUUACCGAGAGAAUGGUGGGAAGUGUGAACUACAGCAACAAAGGCGCCAAGGCCGUCGCACCGUGUGAGUUCAUCCUCACCAUCCAGUCAGACGAUCUCCAGGGGAUGCUGAAUGAAGAGGCUCAUUCAGCGGAGAUCUUCGGCACGGUCACCUGCACAGCUCUGCAUAAGGAUCCGCUAACCGUGUCAGAUGGUGUUUUUCAGCUUUUCAGUAAUGACCAGAACAUGGUUGACACGAAGGAGAUGCUCUACAAGAUGGUGUUGAACGCUAAAGACGGUCAGCAGUUUUACUUCCAUGGCCGCAAGGAAGUCCACAGGGACCAUGCGGGGGAGAUCGGCCUGGGGGACACGACUACGCUGUUUAUCAAGAUAUACCGUGGAGCUAGCGACAAGGGGGAAGCGUUUGCAGAGGGUGUUCUUAAAAUCAAGGUCGGCGACUUCAUGGACCAGUUGUCUACCAUGGAGGUUCUCAACGUCGAUGGGAAACUGGAGAGACUCAAAUGGAUGUCCAGGUUUUUCGGAUUCUUCGCUAAGAGUCUCUGGAACAUCUAUGGACCGACGAUGGGGGAUGGCACUCAAGAUCGGGUCUUCAGAGACCCUCAAGGAAAACGACCCUUGCGUCUCAGAGGAGCCAAACGAGAAAUGUAUCCAUUCCUUACGGAAGACAACCUGGAGUUGCGGCUCACCCGUUACAGAGCAGGUUCCAAGGGCCCAGUGAUGCUGUCGCACGGAAUGGGAGUGUCCAGUGGUAUCUACACGCUCGACACCGUGGAUACAAACCUUCUGGAGUACCUGGUUGCCAGGGAGUACGAUGUGUGGCUGCUGGACUGGCGGGCGUCAUGUGACCUUCCGGCGACUUGCUUCACACAGUUCACCCUGGACGAUGCCGCCAGGUAUGACAUCCCCGCUGCCGUGGACAAAAUCAUUACGGUGACGGGCAACCCAGACAUACAGGCCGUUGUCCACUGUGUCGGCUCCGUGACAUUCUUUGCUUCACUGCUGAUGGGGAAGCUUCAGGGAAAGAUUCGCAGCCUUGUCUCAUCACAGGUCGCUGCCCACCCUAUUGUGACCAAACGCAUACGAAGGGUUGCAGCCAAGGCCAAGCUCCCCAGAAUGCUGAAGGCGUUUGGUGUGGAAGGCGUAAAUGCACGACUGGAUCCUAACGGUGGAUGUAAGGAUGCCAUGACGACGUUUGGAUGUAAGGUCUUCAACCUGAUGGAGUUAAAGUCAGCGGAAAGAUGUGACAGUAAGGUUUGCAGGAGGAUCUCUUUCCUGUACGGACUUUUGUAUCAACACGAGAACCUCAACGUGGCCACACACGAUACUCUACACGAGUUCUUCGGCUAUGGAAAUAUUUCGGCUUUUAUGCACCUGACCAAGAUUUUAAAAGACUUGACCAGGCCAAAUAAGGACAUGCCUUUCACGAUUGGGGAGGGGGAGGUUCAUUUGGGUGAAGAAUGUCUUUUGGAUGCUAACGGAGGAGACACGUACCUACCAGACCACAGACUUGCUAAACCAGAGACAUCCGAUGCCUACAUGGAGAAGAUGAAGCUGCUGGACAUCCCCAUGUGUUUUAUCGUGGGCCAAAAGAACAUGACCUUCCUACCAAAGGCGACCUUUACAACAUUCGAGCAAUGCUGCACUGCUAACCCCAAUCAAGAGUACACGCACGUCAUCAUCCCAAACUACGGACACAUUGACUGCAUCUUCGGCAGUAGCGCAGCUCGUGACGUUUAUCCACAUAUUCUGGAAGCCCUGGAGAAACAUGCUAUACCAGCACUGUGAGCCAAUUUAACGGGUAAUGGUCAACCAUCGCUUCGCUCACUCAGUGGUUUAUUGGGUUGUUUCUGACACCGACUAUGUCUUAUAAAUGACAUAGUGUACAUUGAAGAAAAAUGGCCAUUUCAGCAUUAUGAGUCCAUAACCGCCAACGCCUCGCCCAGUUGUAGCUUAUGCAACAGUUAUAGUAACCGACCGAUCAUUAAGUGUUUCAUUUACGUUAUUAAUAUAGAGCCAAUACUUUGCAUCGUAUAUUAAACUUAUAAAUGAUUGUAUUACAUGUCGAUAUUUAAGUUAGCGAUUACACGCACACUUUGAAGCGUUUGUCAACUAGUAGGAUAAUUCGAAAGGUCUAGCCUAAAAAUGUCAUAUUUAUGUGGAGAGCUCAUAUAAAUGGUAAAUGCGGAGUAAAAGUUAUCGGUGUUAAUGCCAAAA
This is a messenger RNA of Branchiostoma floridae (Florida lancelet), 4295 nucleotides long. RefSeq lists its product as uncharacterized. Bases 375 to 3866 code for a protein of 1163 amino acids. The record is from RefSeq and is a predicted model, not a curated record. Lineage: Eukaryota; Metazoa; Chordata; Leptocardii; Amphioxiformes; Branchiostomatidae. The transcript has 22 exons. Gene Ontology annotation, molecular function: flavin adenine dinucleotide binding; oxidoreductase activity, acting on CH-OH group of donors.